Molecule: messenger RNA, 300 nt
Organism: Striga asiatica
Lineage: Eukaryota; Viridiplantae; Streptophyta; Magnoliopsida; Lamiales; Orobanchaceae
Source: the annotation of a GenBank genome assembly
AUGGAUUACCCUCUCGUAGACAAACCGGACAGCCCUCCGCCACCGCAGGCCGCCAGUGGGCCCCACGCUCGGCUCCCGGCCCAACACGAUGUGGCCCACCUGAAAAAAGAAGAGCCCCAUUGCAUGAAACAAGUCAGUGCAUCCCCCGCGAAGCGGCCGGAAACUGAAGGAGAAUUUGAACAAGAACGGCCACAGCAAGGCGGCGGCCGCCGGAGUCAGGCCGCCGUGGGCGGCGGCGAUGAUGCCGAGCUUUGCUAUGGCCGCCAUUGGCAAAGCCAUGAUAGAGACUCUUUAAUUUAA